UAGCUAGCUGGAAUCAAUUCAGUUUGCCAAGAUGCAUAGAUCAAUGUCCUUCACGGUGUUUACCCUGCUUCUUCUGUGGCUUGUCCAUCCGUCUUCAGAAAAGGCUUAUUCAAAAGCUGAAAGACGACAACUUAUUGAUGAAAUACAGAGAGAUUUGGAAAGAUAUGAGUUUGUCAAGAGUGAAAAUCAGGAAGAUGACAAGAAAGAAGACAACAGUGAGGAAAACACUAAAGUUUUGGAUGAUGAGGAUGUCGAUCCCGAUGAUCCAGAUAUGCGACUAUUACUGAGCAUGGGAGUCGUUGAGGACGGUGUUGUUAAACAUCCCAAAGGACUACACCCUGAUGAUUCAAAAAAGGUCAAAGCUGAGAACUUGGACAGAACAAUUGAGACCGAGGAAGAAAGAAAAAAAGAAGGGGAGCCUGGAAAACAGAAACGCAAGAAAAGAAACUUUGGACCGAAUUGGCCAAACUGGCCCAAGGGGAUAGUUCCGUAUGUGUUUGAUUCCAGUCUGUUUGCCAACAGAAAGUAUUUCCUUCAAGCGGCGGAUCUUUUCCAUAAACUAACUUGUAUUCGAUGGAAGCCGAGAUCGUCGAAAGUGGAAGCUGAAGUCGGACAUCGAGGAUACACUUUAGUUAGAAAUCACACAAGCUGUAGUUCUGGUGUUGGUUUUGGGGGUGACGGUGAGCAUAUCGUGAACUUGAUGGAGCCAGGCUGUGGAUCGGUUGGGAUAGCAGCUCAUGAAAUGUUACAUCGACUAGGACAAAGGCAUGAACAAAGUCGUAGUGAUCGGGAUCGGUAUGUACAAAUUAGAUGGGACCGGAUCAAUCCUGACUUCCAAUACAACUAUUAUCGACGAUUAACGUACAACAGAAACCCGUAUGACAUCGGGAGUGUAAUGCAAUAUGGAUAUGGAACAGGGGGAGCCAUUGAAUUGAGGGAUAAAAAUUUGCUUUAUUUGGAAUUUCCAGGAAACGAAGUGUUGUCUUUCUACGAUAUCAAGGAUGUCUUAGAUCAAUACGACUGCACAGCUCAUUGCACGUCUCCACCAAAAUGUCAAAACGAAGGCUAUGUCAAUGUAGAAUGCAAGUGUGCAUGCCCUGAAGGGUUUACUGGGACAUUUUGUGAAACAAUAAUCACAGACCCUGAUUGUGGUGGAUUUAUACACCUUAAACAAAACGACCCUUCCCUAGAACGAGAUAGAGAUAUCAGUGUCAUAUCGCCAAAUUACCCGGGGCCAGUUGGCCAGGGAAAAAUCUGUAGAUGGGCAAUAACGGCACCUGCUGGCUACAUUAUCAAGAUGACGAUAGAUGACCUCCACAUGUCCUAUAACCCGGAUACACUCCGUUGUUACCACUGGCUGGAGAUUCAGUACAACCUGCCUGGCCAGCCAGGAGUCAGGCGUUGUGGUGAUAUUGUCGGUGAAACUUUCCUAACAUCAGUGGACUCUCCAAAUUUUAUGAUUGUAACAAUGGAUACGAAAUUCGCUGGACACAAAGCCUCACACAAAGGAUUUAAGCUUCACUUUGAAAAAGAAAAAGAAGCUUGCAGAGACAACACGUGUCUGUACGGUGUGUGUGUUCCAAGUGAAGCUAAGGCUUGUCAGUAUAAGUGUGUCUGUCAGUCCGGUUACACAGGAGAGAAGUGUGAUCAAGUUAUUGAGGAUGCAAAACUGAAAUGCACAUUUGAAAGAUUCGAGAGAUGUUUCUUUGACAAUGUACAGCAAGGAGAUGACUUUGAAUGGGGCCAGGGCUUUAGACAUACUAUCUCAAACGAGACGGGUCCAGAGGACGCUUUUAGGGGAGAACGUUUUCUGUUUACCGAAAUGUCGUUACCCAGAGUUCCUGGCGACAAAGCCAUUUUACAGACAACUGUUCCCCUUCCAGCCAAAGCUGGUUGCCUUUCAUUUGCAUACAAUAUGUUUGGUCGCACCGUCAAUAAGCUGUCGUUAUACGCCGAGGGACCAGGCUCUGGCAGAGAAGUUCUGUGGUCAAAGGAAGGUAACCAAGGAUCCGAUUGGUUGACGGCGACAGUGGAUGUCACGGCGACCGAAGGAAUGAAGCUGUCAUUUGAGGCCAUAACCGGAGAGUCCUGGGACAGUGACGUUGCAUUAGAUGAGAUCACGUGGGAAGUUGGUUCAUGUAGAGAUGACAUAUUCAGUGAUUGUGUGGUAGCUGGAAAAGAAUAUACAGGGACACGUGACUACACUUGGAAGGGUGUGACUUGCCAAGCCUGGUCCUCUGACACCCCUCAUCAGAAAACCCCAAAGUACUCCUACCUCGCAUCGGAGUCGAACUACUGCCGUAUAGCUGACGAGCCCAGCCCGUGGUGUUACACAAUGGACAAUGGUACUCGGUGGGACUGGUGCAGUGUACCGUACUGCUUUGCAACAGAGUGCACCUAUACUCUUACUGGUGAGGAGUAUACGGGAACUGUCAGCCACACUAAUACAGGUAUUCCUUGUCAGCGAUGGGACUCUCAAACUCCCCACAAACACAACUCAGAUCACCUGUUUAAAGAUGAAAAUUACUGUAGGAACACGGACAAUAGUGCUGGACCAUGGUGUUACACCAUGGACCCUGAUAUACGCUGGGAGCUCUGCGAUGUACCAAAAUGUGAAAAGAUCGAGCGAGAAUGUCUAAUGACAGGAAGGGGACUGGACUAUUUUGGAAAAAAAAGCGUUUCUCAGAGCGGAAAAACCUGUCUCUCUUGGGCAAGUUCAUAUCUGUCUGUAUCGAUGGAACAUGAUGCUAACUUCUGCAGAAAUCCUGACUACUCGUCUAAACCAUGGUGUUACGUUCAAGGAGAGACCGGGCCUGAAAAAGAACACUGUGACAUCCCGUCUUGUGCUGAUUCUCAAUGCUUUCCAAAUCCUUGCAAAAACAGAGGACAGUGCACUGUAGAGGGAACCUCUUUUUCCUGCUCUUGUUUGCAUGGAUUCUCAGGCAAUAACUGCGAGAUACAAGCAAUUGAAUCUGCUGAAGGAGAUUGCAAAAGAUCGAGUUCAGGUUACGAUUAUACAGGAAAGGUCCACAUCACACAGUCCGGGAGAACAUGUCAGGCAUGGAGUUCGCAGACUCCGCAUUCACACUCCCUGACCAGUCUCCCAGAAAACUAUUGCAGGAACCCAGAUGGUGAGCCCGCCCCUUGGUGCUACACUACAGAUCCAUACAAGCGAUGGGAAAUCUGCAACAUUUCAGAUUGUGGAACACCUGCAUUGGAAUGCCUUCCAACCAACGACCCCAAGGGCAAGAAAUACUUUGGAACUAUGACUGUGACAUUGACCGGGGACCCGUGUCAGCGCUGGGACUCCCAAACACCACAUACACACCGAUCUCGAGGCUCGACGAAGGGCGAAGAUAGUGAGAGAGAAAUUGAAGAUACGAACACAGUUUCAAUUAACCAAAAUGCAGUUCCCCCUAUCCUGGUUCCAAAGUAUUCAAACGUGUAUCAGAAUGUUAACAUAGAAUUUAACCAAGGUCCAUUGAGUACAACGACGGCAACUAUAGAAAUCCAGGAUAAAACACCAUUGGGCGUGGAUCCUGACAUUUCAAUGGAGGAGGAUAUUGACAUCGAUGACAAAAUACAUGAUGAAAAUCCUUAUGGAAAUUUACCCGCGAGCAACAAGCAAAUUCCUGACAUCUCUUUGAGAAACUUGGAAAACGAAAUUCUAGAAAAAUCGAAAGAGGAAAAUGAUGGCUUUAAGAAAGAAUAUGCGACUUUACAAUACGGAGAGAGGUACCCUUGUGAAGUAGGAAAACUUCCAGAAAACCUGUCUAAAAAUCGAUUCAAAUAUAUAUUUCCAUACGACCAUUCAAGAGUGAUAUUGGCAAACAGAUCUCGGGACUAUAUAAACGCUAAUUAUAUUGAUGGUCUCAAGAAGAAAAAUCAGUUCAUUGCAUGUCAAGGACCUACACCUAACACACUUGUGGAUUUUUGGUCGAUGGUUUGGCAAGAAAGAGUAGACCAGAUUGUAAUGUUAACAAAUCUUAAGGAAGGAACAAGGACGAAGUGUGACCAAUAUUGGCCAAAUUUAGAAACAUCAAUGACUUUGGGCGACAACAGUGUACAUACAUUAGACGAAAAACAAUAUGCAAACUAUGUAAUUCGCAAAAUGAAAUUGACGAACCAAAAGCUUAAAUGCAGUAAAAUAAUAAUCCAGUACCAUUACACUGCGUGGCCGGAUCACAGUACACCGUAUCCACUCUGUCUUUUAUUUUUCCACGAUCAUGUGAUGAGAUCAAAAUGUAAAAGUCAAGAUGGCCCCACACUGGUUCAUUGCAGCGCUGGGAUUGGCAGAACAGGUACAUACAUAGCAAUAGAUGUACUUUUCGAAGCUGGAAAAAUAGAAAAUAAAAUCAAUAUCGCAGAAUUUGUCAAGAAAAUGAGAAGAAACAGGAUGAAUAUGGUUCAAACAUAUGAACAAUACAAGACUAUAUUUCUGACGCUCAAUGAAAUGUUUAAAGCACCCGCUGCGGCGCUAAAUACCAUGGCACUUCUUAAAAAACUGAAGCCGUCAAGUAAUAGAACAACUGCGAGUGAAUCUCCACUAAGAAAAGAGUUUCAGAAACUUCAGGCCAUUCGACCCCGUUAUACAGAAGCAGAUUACACGAUGGCAUCAGAAUGUGGGGAUUUCUCAUCAUCCAUUCGCCCCCUUGAUAAAUACAUCCUGUACCUGAUGCCAACUUUCCCGGAACGAGGAAACUACAUUAAUGCCAUAACCAUCCCUUCUACGACCAAACAGUUUGCGUUCAUCAUCACUAAGUACCCACAACCGGAGACCAUCGUAGAUUUCCUACGGCUGAUUAUUGAUUAUGACUCUGAAGUUGUUGUCUGUAUGGAACCUCUCAGCAGUAUUGAAUCUAAAAGCGACGAGACAUGGUCUGUCAAUAUAUCAGAUCCCACCAGCCUUCUGACGUUGGACAACUCAGAAACGGUCGCCAAAUUCCUUGCCCUAGUGUCGUUUGUCCAAAAGACGGAAACAAAGAAUCCGAUUAUCGUUAUCAGCAGGGAUGGAGCUGCUCUAUGCGGUGUGUUCUGUGCUCUAUACAACCUGAUACAACAACUGACAAUGGACGAGGAGAUAGACGUGUUUUCUGUGGUCAGACUCCUACAGACACGACGUCCGGAACUGUGCUCAACCUUGGAAGAAUAUACACUGAUCCAUGACAUCUUGAUGAGUUUUAUUCGCUCGCGAAUGGGAGAACACGUCUACUACAAUCAAUGAACGUACACCUUGGCAUUUUAUGACAAUGGCUUUGAAGAGAAGCGAUCUGAAACAAACUAUCCAAAGUCGAUCUACUCUAUAUGGAUAAAUUUUUUAUCUGAUCGGAGACCUGAGUUUGAUUUCAAACACCAUUUGAGAAAUAAGACGAAAAACACCUUUUGCGACUCGUGUUCA
Magallana angulata is the source of this 5398-nucleotide messenger RNA. RefSeq lists its product as uncharacterized. The transcript is spliced from 43 exons. Gene Ontology annotation, molecular function: zinc ion binding; metalloendopeptidase activity; protein tyrosine phosphatase activity. Gene Ontology annotation, biological process: protein dephosphorylation; proteolysis. NCBI's taxonomy places the organism in Eukaryota, Metazoa, Mollusca, Bivalvia, Ostreida, Ostreidae. The coding region runs from base 32 to 5224 and encodes 1730 amino acids. Gene Ontology annotation, cellular component: membrane. The record is from RefSeq and is a predicted model, not a curated record.